CAAACAUUGUCACGCUGCUAAGGGGCUCACAACUUACCUUGAUCGUAUUGAAAAAAAUCACCUGUGUAUCCGAAGAUUUUUCCUCGAAACUUGAUAUAAUUUUUUUAAUUGAACUUAAUUUCGGCUACAAGCAAAUGGACGCUGAAGUCCUAUCUAACAAAUUCUACAAUCUGCAAACGCAGACGGACCGGACACCUCCAAAACAAAACCGAAGUGCACCUGGAUUUUAUGACGCAAAGGAUGACGUAACUAAACGACCCGUCUACCUACAACGUUUGAGUAGUUUACCCGAAUAUGCAACUUGUAAAGGCGAAAUAUUUAGAGCUACUAGAGUACGUGUAGCACGAAACGCCUCCAACGGAUCUGAUAGUGGAUUACAAACGUCUGAUUCGCCUAGCUCGAGUGAGGCAUCAGAAGGUCAAGAUAAUAUAUUUAGCUAUCAAGAAACGUCGAAGAGCUCAAUGCUAAGGAGGAGAUGUAGCGUUGAUGAAAUUCUAGCCCGGCAUGAAGCGGCUGCAGCCGCUUACGUGAACAAGAGACGUUACAGUGAGCAAAUAACUCCAAUCGAAUGUCCCCUGAGCACAUUACAAAGAUUUCGACGCUUCAGCGAGCAUUUACGUAAUCCUUUCACAGAGAAUGAAACAUUAAAACUUAGAAGAAAUACAUCAGUAACGCAAAAACGCCUGUUUAAACGUAAAACCGAUCUAUCGAAAUCCGAUGGCGAUUUAACAGCUAUAGAUGAUUACGAUUACGGUUUCAUGAACGACAAUGAUUCACCUACAGAUACGAUUAAGGAUAAACCGCCUUCAUCGCCGUCGAGAAAUCUUAUCUUCACGAAAAAGUGGAAAAAGAAGCCUAAAUCGUCCAAUUGUAGUUGGAAACCGGAGGACAAUUGCAUUUGGACACAUCAAGAAGUAUCACCCGACUCACCUCCCCAGCAAAUAUCACUUCAGUCAACAAGCGUUCUACGAUUAACAGACGUAGAACGAAUUGCCUUACAAAAAAUUGCGUUUAAUAAACUUCAAAACGCAAAUUUAAGCGUUUCCGUUAAUAUUCCAAAAGACCCAAGUAGGAGACCACAAAAGAAAGCGGGCUUCCUUAAACGACGAACCAUAUCGGGCAUAUCUGGUGAUUCUAAGCAUAGGGCCAAAGAUGGCGUGAUCAACACGACUUUCGGUCAGCCAAUACAUAAAUGUCUUCUAAGAGAUUUCGAGGGACGUCCUGUUCAAAGAUUAAGGAGAGAAUCUUUGAAUGUGGAAACAACGUCAAGACCGUCAGUUAGAAAGUCUAGUUCGAGUUCAGGUGGCGGGAUAAGCUUGGAUUCCGAAUCCGAUAUCAGUAGAUCGACUCUUGUAGACGCUUUGAGUUUACAAUCGUCUCCUAGCUCUUCGGAACAUUCUAGGAAAGAUUCCCGCUUAAACUCUCUCAUUCCUCACGAACCGUUGGUGCCUUAUAUAGUACAGAGGUGUUGCUCGCACUUGAAAAAUAAUGGUUUAAAUGUUCUGGGUAUAUUUCGGAUAGGAAGUUCAAUGAAACGAAUUCGUCAACUUCGAGAUGAAUUCGACAGAAGUGGAAAUGUAACCAUAACAAACGAAUAUACUCCACAUGACGUGGGCGCAGUACUAAAGGAAUACUUUCGGGAUCUUCCUGAUUCUUUAUUAACUAGAGUUCUUUACCCAGCCUUCUUAGCCACAACAAAACUUGUAGGCGAACGGCGAUUAGAGGUUUUACGGUUAUUAAUCGCCCUUUUGCCGGUUGUCAAUAGGGACACUCUAUACUUACUACUCAAUUUUCUGCACACUGUUACUUUACAUUCCAACGAUCGUUUGGAUGAAUAUGGUAAAGUUCUGCAGGGGAAUAAGAUGGACAGCCAUAACCUGGCUAGAUUAUUUGGACCCAAUAUUUUACACCAGUCGAAGAACACAGAAUUCGCUGUUGAGAACGAAGGGGCCAAAACGGCUUGCACAGAUAUAAUAGAGGUCACCGAAACCCUAAUAGACAAUUAUUCCACGCUUUUCGAAAUAUCGAAAGAGGAGCAUAAUGAGAUUUUUAAAUUUCUAAUGGAUAAUAACCCGGAUGCUGUUAACUUUCUCCUCGUAAAAAAGUAUAGCGAGUUAAGGAAUAAAUCAGAAAUGAAUUCAAAAAGUGAUAAUGGUAGAUUGGAAUCAUCAACACCGAUUUCGCCUAUUAUAUCGCCUUUGACGUCCUAUCUUCAAGUACCUCAAUUAACGGCGGCCACACCGUCGCCGAGAAUAUCGCCAAGUCCUAAAUCAUCCAGACAGUCUUCCGAAUACGAUCAACAUCGGCCAGAUAGGAAUGAGCACUCUUCUUCAGUUCGCCUAAGAAAAGUUGCUAUUUCAACACAACGGCCACCUUCCGAACCAUUGUACGCCUCGAGAGCUCCAACAAAUGCGGAGUUACGAGAACGUUGGUUCAUGGAAACACCCCAAACAUACUCUCUUCCUUAUCACAUAGUCGAUUGUUCUUAUACUCCUGCAGAACGUGCAAUGACUCUUCCAAGUUCUGAUUCGUAUCGAACGUGGAACCUUUCGAAAAGUAAGAGUGUUAAAGAAGAACCGGAAACUCUUGUCUAAUUUAAGAAAACAAACAAACAAUUUAAUAUCAAAAUUUAAAGAAAUUAUAUCUUCUCUCUUCUUUUUUUGCAUCUAGUUUCUUGUAUUAUAGAAAAUUUUUUUCAGUAGUUAAAUAAUAUUUUAUCUGAAAUUUUUUAUGAUUAAAAAAUGAUUCAAAUACGAAAUAAAUGAGAAAUUUUUCUUUUCUCUUUUUUUCUUCAUUUUAAAUGAAACUAAAAUUGAAAAUUUGUGUAUUUU
Messenger RNA from Dimorphilus gyrociliatus, 2831 nucleotides. The record is from the annotation of a GenBank genome assembly. NCBI's taxonomy places the organism in Eukaryota, Metazoa, Annelida, Polychaeta, Dinophilidae.